CAAUUGCCGAUAUUGAAUGAAAAUCUUCAAUUAAAUAAUCUAAACCGUGUCGCUUAAAAGUGUCAACACUACAACAUGUUGGCCAAAAUUCUAAAAGAUGUCUACGAAUUAAUAGACAAAUAUAAUCUUAAUAUAAUAAAUACAAUUUUUAUUGGCUUUACUAUAAUAAUAGUAAUAUUUGGAAGUCUUAUGAAUCUGGUGGAACCUAUGCUACCAACAUUUAUUAAACAAUCAUUUCGGUAUGGCAAACAUUGUCACAAGGGAGCGGAAGAUAAGUUAGUAUCAAAAAUGGAAGUACCAAAAUCAUGGUUUGCGCACUUUUAUGUGUUCGCCUUUAGCUGGUCCAUGUUGGCCUUAUACUUGGUACUUAAGGGUAUAAUAAUGCACAGUGUAGCGCCGGAAUAUGUUUUAGAGUUUUUGGAUUUUGUGGCCGGAGGUGCUGCUAAUCGUAAGGUCUUGGUAGACUCCAAUAGUGCAUUGGUAGCCAUCGUAUUGAUGACAUUACAGUGUGCCAGACGUUUCUAUGAAACCAACUUUGUGCAAAUAUUUUCCAAGAAGAGUAAAAUUAAUUUGUCUCACUAUAUGGUGGGUUAUUUGCAUUAUUUUGCUGCCAUAUUGGCUUUGCUCACUAACACCGAAGGUUUUGUCAGAGGUUCAGCUCCGUCUUCCUUCAGCUUUAGCAAAAUUUCAAUAGUGCAAUACAUUUGCAUUUUCCUGUUCCACUUCAGUUGGUCCCAACAGUACAAAUCUAACAUGAUUCUAGUCAAUUUACGCAAAGAUGCAAAAACCGGUCAAGUGGCUACAGAAAAACACCUCUUGCCUUCAGGUGGCUUCUUCAAUUUCAUUUCUUCGCCUCAUAUGUUCUUCGAAAUUAUGAUGUAUGUUGUUUUAUGGGGUCUUUUAAGCCAGAGUUUUACUUGGAAAUUGGUAGUUUUAUGGGUACUAAGUAAUCAGAUCAUGAAUGCUUUGUUAACGCACAAAUGGUAUAAGGAAAACUUUAAAAAUUAUCCAAAAUUUAGAAAAGCAUUAAUACCUUUUAUUUUGUAAAGGAAACUAUAUAUUGAUAAUAUAAUUUUAUCGAAAUCAUAUCACAUUCUAUUUAAAAUUAAACAAUGUAACUUAUUUAUUUAAAUAUAAUUUUGAGAUUAAAGCAAA
This is a messenger RNA of Calliphora vicina (urban bluebottle blowfly), 1155 nucleotides long. RefSeq names its product polyprenol reductase. Gene Ontology annotation, biological process: dolichol-linked oligosaccharide biosynthetic process; polyprenol catabolic process. Lineage: Eukaryota; Metazoa; Arthropoda; Insecta; Diptera; Calliphoridae. The record is from RefSeq and is a predicted model, not a curated record. Gene Ontology annotation, molecular function: 3-oxo-5-alpha-steroid 4-dehydrogenase activity. The coding region runs from base 76 to 1047 and encodes 323 amino acids. Gene Ontology annotation, cellular component: endoplasmic reticulum. The transcript is spliced from 3 exons.